AUGGCAAGUCAGACGAUAGUAUCGCUGCUGAGGAAGGAGAAGAAUAAGCCGCCUCAAUGCGAAAAGCAGGUGCGAAACAACAUGCACAAUAGGGAUGACGAAAACGAACCCGAAAGCUGCCCUUCUGACCCCGAACAAGCUGACAGCGCGUUGGAGGAGGCUUACCCCGAGGGUGGAAGGGCGGCGUACCUAGUCGUCUUUGGAAGUUUCUGCGCCAUCAUGGGUGGUCUCGGCCUCAUGAAUAGCAUCGGGAUCUAUCAGUCUUGGAUCUCACAACAUCAGCUUGUGGAAGUUGACGAAAGCAGACUGGGAUGGAUCUUUGGUCUGUACAACUUCAUGGUCUUCUUCUGCGGCAUACAGAUUGGACCUGUAUUUGACAUCCAUGGCCCUACAUGGCUUAUGGUCACCGGUGCAUUGCUCUACGUUACGACUUUCGUCUCGAUUGGCUUUUGUCGGGAGUUUUGGCACUUCAUACUUGUCAUUGGAGUUGUUGCAGGUGCGGCGACAUCCAUCAUCUUCGUCGUACCUGUCGCGACGGUAGGCCAAUACUUCAACGUCAAACGAGGAGCAGCUACAGGAUUGGCCAUGGCCGGAGGCAGUCUCGGAGGAGUGAUGUUUCCUCUGAUCUUUGAUGCCCUGGGUGAAAGCAUAGGGUUUGCUUGGACCACUCGCGUGAUCGGCCUGAUCACUCUGCUUCUCUUGCUUGUAGGAUGCAUUCUUGUGCGUCCAAGACAGACACCCAAAACGCUGCCCAUUGACAAGAGCAUUCUCCCAGAUUUCCGCAUUCUGCUGAGACUGCCUGUUCUCUUGAUGACGGUCGGUGUCUUCUUCAUCGAGUGGGGAUUCUUCAUUGGCCUCGAAUACGUGGCAUCCUAUGCCCUUGCCCAUGGAAUCAGCAGGAGACUGUCGUACCUGAUGGUGGUGUUCCUGAACGCUGGAUCCUUUCCCGGCAGAUGGCUCCCUGGCUUUCUUGCGGACAGGUUUGGUCGUAUGAAUACCAUGAUUUUGACAAACGUUCUGUGCAUUAUCUCUAUGCUUGGGAUUUGGCUUCCAGCGAACGGCAAUGUUGCUGCUGUCAUAGUCUUUGCCGUCGUCUUCGGCUUUGCGAGUGGCAGCAACAUCAGUCUGGUGCCUGUUUGUGUGGGCGAAUACUGCUCCACGAGGGAUUACGGCAGGUAUUAUUCAACGGUGUACACCGUUGUCAGCCUCGGGUAA
Colletotrichum karsti is the source of this 1215-nucleotide messenger RNA. Its product is annotated as MFS monocarboxylate transporter. The record is from RefSeq and is a predicted model, not a curated record. The transcript is spliced from 2 exons. Gene Ontology annotation, biological process: transmembrane transport. The coding region runs from base 1 to 1215 and encodes 404 amino acids. Gene Ontology annotation, molecular function: transmembrane transporter activity. Lineage: Eukaryota; Fungi; Ascomycota; Sordariomycetes; Glomerellales; Glomerellaceae. Gene Ontology annotation, cellular component: fungal-type vacuole membrane.